ACCUCUACAUCUUCUCUCUGAGCUUCCAAAGGAAGGGAUCAGUUCCUUGCCAUCUAUGCCAGGAUUUUAUGAAGCCCUGAACCUUCAAAAUAAAAACCAAGAGACGGCACUGGAUAUCGCAGUUAAGAAUGAAAAUUUGGAUGCUGUCAAGUUUUUGGUCUCACAUGGUGCUGACGUCAACAUAUUCUGCCUCAGCUCUCAGAAGGGAACAGGGAGUAAGGCUGUCCACAGAAAUGAAACAGUACAGCAAACAGCUCUGCAUGAAGCUGUUGAACUGGGCAACAAAGAAAUCGUUAAAGUUCUCCUGACUUCCCAGAAUGUUAAAGUGGAUGCCAGGCGGCCAGAUUCUGGACUGACACCAUUGAUGCUGGCCCUGCAACUUCAUCGGCAGUCUGACCGCAGGGAGAUAAUUUCUGAGCUGAUCAAUCACCAGGCAUCUCUUCACCUUCACGACACCAUCCAAGGAAAGACUCCCCUGAUGCUUGCCAUCCAGUCCAGGGAUGUGUCCCUAGUGGAGGCAAUACUGCAGCAAGUCGGGGCAGAGGAGGCACGUCGCCUUGUCAGUGUGAGAGCCAAGAAGGACAUGACCUGCCUUCAUUUUGCUGCAGAGCUCCGGCUGGAGUCAUCGCUGAAGAAGCGACUUCUCCGAUGCAUUAUUGUGGCUGGAGGAGAUCCAUCAGCGAAAAAUUCAGAAGGGGAAACACCUCGUGACUGGGCCAAAACAGAAAUAAAUGAAGUGCUACAAAAUCUGGCAAGAUUAUUCAACCCAUGA
Molecule: messenger RNA, 772 nt
Organism: Candidula unifasciata
Lineage: Eukaryota; Metazoa; Mollusca; Gastropoda; Stylommatophora; Geomitridae
Source: the annotation of a GenBank genome assembly